GCGAACAGGUACUGUACGAGUCGUGGUUCGGCGUCGGAUCGGAAGAAUGUAUAGCCGAGGACCUUUGUAGCUCCAAGGCAAACGUUACUGACCAAUGCGCGUUGUCGUCAUUGGCUGCCGUUGGUAACCGUAUAAUGCCCCGCGGUGGGUAAUAGAAACUCGUCCUGCAUCCUCUGUCGUUGUGUGUGUAGUUAAACCGCAGCAGCCAACUGGCAGGUAGGGCGAGAUGCCCCGCACUCUCUUUCUUCUGAAUAACUUGCGUUGUUCUCGCAUCGUGCAGUCCAGACCUUUACAUCCCUUUCCUUCUCUUCUCCUUUCUUCACAUUUGAAAAAUAAUUCACCCCAACAACCCUUCACUUCCGGUCGAUUCUAUCUCACAGAAGCUGUUCGAAAGCAUCAAGCAAAGAAGAUGGCUCCCCAACUCGACGGAUUCUUCGCCCAAGUCGACACCUUGGCAGACUCGUUCAUUGAGCGUCUCCGCAAGGCUGUUGCUAUCCCCUCUAUCUCAGCUGAGGAUGCCCGCCGACCUGAUGUUGUCCGCAUGGGCCACUGGCUCGCUGACGAGCUCAAGGGUCUUGGUGCUGAGGUUGAGCUCCGUCCCCUAGGCAAGCAGCCUCACAAGGAACAUCUUGAUCUCCCCCCCGUCGUUGUUGCCCGCUAUGGUAACGACAAGGCCAAGCGUACCAUUCUUGUCUACGGUCACUACGACGUCCAGCCCGCUGAGAAGAGCGAUGGCUGGGCUACCGAGCCAUUCGACUUGACUGUUGACGAGAAGGGCCGCAUGUUCGGCCGUGGUGCUACUGACGACAAGGGCCCUGUUCUUGGCUGGUUGAACGCCAUUGAAGCCCACCAGAAGGCUGGCAUUGACUUCCCUGUUAACCUGCUCAUGUGCUUUGAGGGUAUGGAAGAGUACGGUUCCGAGGGUCUCGAUGAUUUCAUCAUUUCCGAAAAGGACAAGUACUUCAAGGAUGCUGACGCUGUCUGCAUCUCCGACAACUACUGGCUCGGCACCGAGAAGCCUUGCCUCACCUACGGUCUCCGCGGCUGCAACUACUACUCCAUCGAGGUGUCCGGUCCUGGUGCCGAUCUCCACAGUGGUGUCUUUGGUGGCCAGACACACGAGCCUAUGACUGAUCUCGUCCAGGUCAUGAGCACUCUUGUUGAUGCUAAGGGCAACAUCCAGAUCCCUGGCAUUAUGGAACAGGUUGCCCCCGUCACUGAGGACGAGGAUAAGCUCUACGACACCAUUGCUUUCACCAUGGACAACAUCCACGAAUCUCUUGGUAGCACCACCACCAUCCACGACUCUACUAAGCCCACACUGAUGGCCCGCUGGCGUUACCCUUCUCUGUCUCUUCACGGUAUUGAGGGUGCUUUCUCCGCCCCCGGUGCCAAGACAGUUAUCCCUGCCAAGGUCACUGGCAAGUUCUCUAUCCGCACCGUCCCCAACAUGGAUAUCGAAACUACCAACGCCGUUGUUAUCAAGCACAUCGAGUCCGAAUUUGCUAAGAUCAACACCAAGAACACUCUGAAGGUUUGGCCCCAGCACUGUGGUAAGUGGUGGGUUGCCUCUCCUAAGCACUGGAACUUCUCUGCUGCUGCUAAGGCUGUCCAGCGCGUCUGGAACGUUGAGCCCGACUUCACUCGUGAGGGUGGCAGUAUCCCCGUUACUCUUACUUUCGAAGAAGCUACUGGCAAGAAUGUGUUGCUUCUCCCUAUGGGAAGCUCGACCGACGGAGCCCACUCCAUCAACGAGAAGCUUGAUAAGCGCAACUACAUUGAGGGCAUUAAGCUGCUCGGUGCCUACCUGCAUUAUGCCGCGGAGGAGCCCCAAGAGUAAACAGCGUGUAAACGAUGUACAUAUAGUAGUAAAAAUUAAAGCAUGGACUAAUGUAAAACAAAAAUUAUUACCGUGUAAACCGUGU
[Torrubiella] hemipterigena is the source of this 1925-nucleotide messenger RNA. The record is from the annotation of a GenBank genome assembly. NCBI's taxonomy places the organism in Eukaryota, Fungi, Ascomycota, Sordariomycetes, Hypocreales, Clavicipitaceae.